CCCUCUAUAUUGGAUUUGCGCUCACUCCGCAAAAUGGCAGCCUACAUGCGAAGACAACUGUCUAAAGAAUCGGCACAAUUAAUUAGGCAAUUCCUUCACAAGAAUAAUGCUUCGUACAAGAAAAAACAAUUUGCGUGUUUCUCAAACCUUCAUGGAUCCAACGAAGGUGUUUCAGAUGUCUUCAAUACUGAUGAAGUCCAAGGUAUCUUGACCCGGAUCACUGGAAUGGAUCUACAGAGAGUCUUCCGCCACUCAAAACAGAAGCUAGAACCUCCAACCUACAGGCUCAUCAGUGACGAUAAGCUGAAACAGCUGGAGGAGGAGGCUAAGCAGGAAGCCAGGAAGCGCCUACAGAUGCCGCCGGUCUUAGAUGAGAGAGAAGAAAUCACUGACGUUCUCUCAGAGAAUCCUGAACUUGAAGGUCUUGACUCAUCCAAGUUUGUGUUCACAGAUAUCACGUAUGGAAUUAAAGACAGGGAACGGUUCAUUGUAGUGCGAGAGCCAAGUGGCACACUACGUAAAGCAACGUGGGAAGAACAUGAUAGAGUCACCCAGAUUUACUUGCCACGACCCUAUCGUAGGCUCAUUCCACCUCCAUUAUUUGAUGAUGAGAAUCUAUCGGCUGUCUUUAGUCAAGAUGGUCAUCUGGAUUUGUUAGAUGCAGCAUGUGUGCAGUUUGAACCAGACGCUGCUGAUUUCAUCCGGGUCCAUCAGCGAGUGUAUGAGGACAUAGAAUCCAAAGAGAAGUAUGAUAUUCUACGAUCAACAAGACAUUUUGGUGGUCUGGCCUUUUACCUGACGAGAACCCAGCGAAUCGAUGGCAUGCUGACCGACAUGAUCCAGAGAGACCUGAUUUCUGACAGUGUUGACUUGAUUCGACUGUAUCAUGUCCUUCAUCCUGAGUGCCAGUCAGCAGCUGAUGUACACACCAAGAAACUUGAAGGCGUGGAUGUCAUUAAGGUAUUCAUUGAGACUGAUGCCAAGCGUAAGGGCAGAUUGGAACUCGUACUACAGGUGUAUGAGAAUGAACGAGCCAAUCAGAAUGCAGCAACAGAUAACCAAGAAAUCAUUGAGUCACAAAGAUGAGGACCAAUGACCAUCUUUACAGGCAAAUCGUGGGGCACAUAUUUGUAUUUCCUUUUGAUCCACAGUUGAAUAAAAAAUUCCCCUUUGACAAAACAGUUUGUCCUGACAACAGAAUAAAUUUGCUCUGGGAAUUAGAAAAUCAGAAAUAUUUGGGAAUCUUGUUUGCAAAAUUUUCUGUUUCAGUUCUUUAUGUAUCAAAUUUCUUUUAAAAUAUUUAACGGGGUACUAUAACAUUAUAAACAUUUUGAUAUGUAACCUGAUUGAUCUUGAAUGUGUUCAGUUUCAUUAUUAAAAUGAUGUACUUCAUCAGGGGAUUUGAAUGCAAAUUACUUUAAAAUAUGUGUAUAAGAAUAAUAAUGAUAUUCUUUUGUUUGUAUCUAAAAUAGUAACAUUACAGUGCCCCUGUUCGUGAAAAAAUAUGGUUGAUUUAAAAACUUUUGGUGUCUAAGAGCUUCAAGCUCCUACACACCUCCCUGCCCCCCCCCCCCAAAAAAAACUACUUAUUUUGUUGUUUCCUAUUAAGAACAAUAAAAUUUUAUGAUAAUAUUCUGGCUGGACAUAAAAUGUGUACCUGUCAUUUGCUGUAACGCAGUACCUUUUUUAAAGUGUGUAAAUACAAUUUGCCAUAUUCAGUUUUUUUAAAGCAUUAAUUGAAACUUCCCGUUCUCUAGAAUUUCCAAGGGGUACCCCUUGCAAUCUAAAAAUCUGACUUCGGCUGAAACAAACUCCCCCAGGUCCAAAUUGCAUGUUUUAAUAACUAAAACUGUGUAUUUAAAGGCUAGAUUGUCACCCAAGAAAAAAUGAACUAUCUACCCCCUAACCAUCUAAAUAUUGAUAUUUACAUGGUUAGGGGUAGAUAAUCAAGUGAGUAUUCAAAGAUUUGGGCAAAUAUAAAGGAUUUAUAGGGGAAAAGUACCCCUAUUUCAUUCAAUUUUGUGGCGCCAUAUUUCUUUUCAAUGGCACAUCGCGCAAGGGAGCGUUUCUGAAUGUGUUUUAAGGGCCCUCAUCAGACUCUUUCUGGCACUUCUCAAGCAAUUUCAUUUUUGGGCCAAAAUUUAAAAAAAUUGCAAGGGGUUAGCCUUGUUUUUUUAUCAAAAUUUGGUCAAAAAUUUACUUUUCUGGAAACAACUCAGAAACCCUUUAGGAGGCAUAAUAAACAUAUUUUAAUACCCUUAAGUGAUAAUUUCAGAGAUUUUGGGCAAAUAUAAAGAAUUUAUGGGGGGAAAGUACCUUGUUUUCUUUUCAAUUUUAUCAUUUUGUGGGCGCCAUAUUUCUUUUGAAUGACACAUCUGGCAAGGGAACAUUUUGAAAUGUGUUUUAAGGGCCGUUGGGCAUCUUCCUGGCACUUUCCAAACAAUUUCAUUUUUUGGCCAAAAUUGAAAAAAAUUGCAAGGGGUAAGCCUUGUAUUGUUAUCAAAAUUUGGUCAAAAAUUUACUUUUCUCGAAAUAACUCCGAAACUCUUUAGGAGGCAUGAUAAACACAUUUUAAUACUCCUUAAGUGAUUAUUUCAGAGAUUUGGGCAAACAAAGAUUUUAUGAUUUUUUUUUUAAAUUAUAAACUGUCAAUUUGUGGACGCCAUAUGUCUUUUCAAUGGCACAUCUGGCAAGAAACCGUUUCGGAAUGAGUUCUUAAGGCCCUCAGGCAUCCUUCUAGCACUUUUGAGGCAAUUUCAUUUUUUUGCCAAAAUUGAAAAAAUUGUAAGGGGUUAGCCUUGUAUUUUUAUCAAAAUUUGGUCAAAAAUUGACUUUUCUGGAAACAACUCCGAAACUCUUUAGGAGGCAUGAUAAACAUAUUUUAAUAUUCCUUAAGUUAUAAUUUCAGAGAUUUGGCCAAAUAUAAAGGAUUUAUGGGGAAAAGUA
Messenger RNA from Patiria miniata (bat star), 2946 nucleotides. RefSeq names its product 28S ribosomal protein S22, mitochondrial-like (gene mrps22). The transcript has 8 exons. Lineage: Eukaryota; Metazoa; Echinodermata; Asteroidea; Valvatida; Asterinidae. Gene Ontology annotation, molecular function: structural constituent of ribosome. Bases 34 to 1086 code for a protein of 350 amino acids. The record is from RefSeq and is a predicted model, not a curated record. Gene Ontology annotation, cellular component: mitochondrial small ribosomal subunit.